UUUUGUCACUUUGUAAGGAGCCAUAAACCCGGAAGAAAUCUUGACCCUAGUUUUUAUCGCAAUUUAAGCUGAACCUGCAAAGUUUGUAUAUUUAUUGUUGUGUGUGUGAUGGAGAGUUGUAGUAUAUGUAGUGUAGUGUGGCAAUGCAAUUUGUCCUUGGAUUGAAUACUAUUCGCUACUAAACACAAAAAGCACGAUGGAAGAGAUGAAAGUGUGAGGAAUACGAAACAACGUGUUUAUCUAUAUAGGGAAUUGCCGAAAUAUAGUAAUAUCACUUUAGUUAGAUCGGAAGCAACAAAUACAACUGGUGGGUGGGAAAAAGGUUAUCUGCUGCAUGGUGCCUGCCCUCGAAGAAGGAUCAUGAGUCGAAUCGUAUAAAACAAAUUCGGGAAAACCAUUUUGCAAACCUUGUCCUGUUUGAACAACUUCACCAAUUGAGAUUUCGCCGAAGACAUGUCCAAUUUGCCUUUAGAAACCCCUACUACUGCUCCUGCACCCGUUGUGUAUGCGAGAAAAUCACAGCCAAUUUUGAGGCCAGAUCCGCAGAUAGAUAUCGGGCCCUUGGCAGCAGAGACGGUCGCGGAUGAUUCAUCAACACUAAAAUUUGUUCCACUAACUCCCGUACAAGCUGAAGCAACUCCGAAACUACAAGGUCCAUCUGUUGCGGGGACAAGUCAAGAGGAAGGCGAAACAGAUUCUAGAAUUUUGAAUGCUGCAUUAACCGCCCUUCAAAGUAUCCAUUCCGUUGUGGGGAAUGAAUCCUCUAAACCAUCUAACCGUGUUCUUCACCUUGAAAGUAAACCCCUUGUAGCUGAUAAUAAUGUAGGGCUAGCAAAUCACGGUUCCAGGGGAGGAGAGAUUCCAUUGAUUCCAAAUUCCUUGGCGAGACGUAGUAUUCCUCCCAAGAAGCAGCAACGAUUUAGCUGUCCUAAUUGUCAAAAAACAUUUAUAAAUGAAGUAUCUCUUGAUGCUCAUGUUUGCAAUCAAUCUGCCCAAAAUAGCAAAACACCCAAGAGUGAAAUCAUUAAUAAAGUAGGAAAAAGAAAAAUUAGUCAAGCAGGAAGGAAACCAAAAAUGUCUGAUUCUUAUCCAAAUUUGCCAUCUCCAAGCCAAGUAGAACGUGGACUUCCAUUGAAGAAAAGAGGACGCCCAGUUAAACACGCACUGUUCGUCCCCAGUACUGCUAAAGCUCAGCCCCAGAAGCAGCAACUCACAUCAGUUAUUACUAACGUGACGACUCCGACUCAUAAUUCGAAUCCUCAAACAGCCCCUGUUCCAAACGGAAUUAAUAAGGCAAAUGUUGAACAAUCAGGUUUAGAACCAGGAACACCACAAAACUCUUCGGAAAUAAUGAUGGAUCAAGCAUCUGCUAACUCUGGACAACGAUCACAGCGAAAGCGAAAUCUUCCAAAGUGGUAUGAAAAUAUGGUCUUGGAUGAUAAUUUGAUGAUGGGUACUGCUGGUCGGGGUAACCGAACUCCCGUGAUUGCUUCACCCGUCGCAGCGAAUCGAAAAUUAUUGCAUAGUGGUCCAUCUUCAGAGGUUGCUGCUCAAGUCAAGCCAGUCAUGAAAUUACAAAAGAUGGAUACUGGUGGUGGAAAAACCACCGAACCUCCGCGAAAAGUCUCAAAAUCAGCUAUAUCAGAAUCACUAUCGACAAAAACUUCUGAGAUGAGCCCAAAAUUAUUACCACAAAAAGCUCAAGCUCGAAUUAGAAGGCCACCACCAUCUAAAGAUUUGGAUGACCAUCCAAUGUCAAUAAACAGAUCCGUCGUAAAAGAGGUCAAAACACAGAAAGCGGUGGCCAAGAUUUCCCCCAUGAAAGAAAUUACAACAAGUGAUAAUGUGGCAAGUCUUGCUGCAAAAAGUAAUGGAAACAAUUCAAAGGGUCCUAUGGAUGAAGUACAGUCCAGCACGGCAAUUCCCCCAUCAGCACCAUCAACAAUUCAGUCCCCAGACUUAACCCAUGCCAGUACUGAAAUUGAUGUCAAUAAUACAGCGGAACUAUCUUCGACACUGACUGAAGGAGAAAAUCAGACAGAUAGCAUUGCAAAAUCGGAACGUAAACCUGUUUGUACUCCUAAUGUGCCCGGCGACAAUUCCAACACUGCACCAGGGCAGAAAAUUAUUUCUCCUCCAAUUCAGAAUAAUACAGAUACGGUUGCCAAAAGUACUACAGAAGCUGCACCAACCUUAAAACCUCAAAAGGUUGACGAAACUUCUACCAUUGUGAAGAUUACAGGGAUUAAUAGUGGUCACAUAGCUUCAAGUAUUACCACAAUCACUGCAAUUACUACACCUCAAAUCCAAAGAGUUUCUGAAUCACAAAAGAAAGUGAGCGUAAAAGCCCUGCCACCAGUGGGGAAGGGGAAACCCACUACUAAACGAAGCGAUUCCAAUCGUACGAUUUCCGAUCAAACUCGUGAUUUAAACUCAAAUGGAUCUGUGAAGCAAGUUGUAUUAAUUGCAGCUCCUAAAACGCCACAACCUAUACUUAAAACAGCUCCAUCAUCGUCCAACUCACUCUCUGUUAGUAGCUCCGGACCAACUACACGGAAAAGAAAAUUGGAGGAUGACAAUAACGGAAGUAAGACUGUGUCACAAGAAGAAAUUCCCAAGACGGACGCAAAUGGAGCUAAAAAAUUGAUAGAACCAGCAAAGCGGACACGACAAUCAAUCGUAGCGAUGCCUCCUAUCAAAAAAUCGCAGCAAACGUCAAAGCCAAUUUCUGAAAUUAAGCAAGAGAAGACUUGCGAUCCAGUUGAUGGCACAACUAGUGGCGUCAUGAAUGGGUUCGGAUCUCCAGUAACACCAGGGCUAAGCCAAGCUUUUGUUGGAAUGCCUAGAUUACAAAAUCAAAGUGGACUUCCUAUUAUGGAAGAUUCAGAUAACAGUUCGGAUGACGAAGAUCCCACCUCAACCGCAACACCAAACUCUAGCCGCUCUUCAAGACCAUACAUUAAAGAGACGGUUAUUCGCUUCCUUGAGAAUAAGAUUUCAAAUCGCAAUAUGCUUCGAAUUCGCGAAGAAUUGAUGACAUUAAAACAAAGUGGCAACUACUUCAAGCUGACCAAAACUGCUCCGAUGGCUGCCGGUCUUGUGCAUGACAUGUUUUGUCAAUAUUUUGGUACUCACGAUCCUGUUGAGGAUGAAAUGCAAUAAUCCAGAUUUUUGUUACUAUAAAACUAUGUAUUUAGAGCAGUUAGAAGCAGAUCACAUUCCGAUUGAUUAUUUUUUUGUUUUAAAAAUAAUAGUUCAAGUUUAAACUAAACAUAUAUGAAAAAGAUUAGAAUGUGAGUAUGCUAAACGUAAUAUUAUGUAUAGCUGAACAAGGUGGCACGACGCUUCAAUUGAACUAGUGUUUAAAUAAGUAGUACUUUGAGUAAUGCGUAUUAAUGUGAAUUGUAGUUUGUUUUGUCAACUAUUGAGUGUCAUUCAAUUUUUUGCGAGUCUUACAAGAUGACUGAUGUAUUAAUUAAUUAUAUUGAUCACAUUUGCAUGUAUACUGAAUGUGAAAUUAUGAAUUAGUGUUUUCUGUUGUGCAUUUGCAAUUGCACACACUAAAAUUAAGACCUCAAAUUACACAGAAAUUUAUAGUAUUUAGCUGGUAAUUUUAUACCUACUUGUACGCCUUAAUGCUUGCUGUCACUUACAUAAGUAUGUAAUACCACGUGUAUGGCAAAGAGUGAUUUUAUGUGUUAAUAAAGAGACAUAACAUGUAUAAUCUUUAACUGAGAA
Folsomia candida is the source of this 3738-nucleotide messenger RNA. RefSeq lists its product as uncharacterized. The record is from RefSeq and is a predicted model, not a curated record. Lineage: Eukaryota; Metazoa; Arthropoda; Collembola; Entomobryomorpha; Isotomidae. The coding region runs from base 454 to 3162 and encodes 902 amino acids. The transcript has 10 exons.